AUGACCCUAUUAAAGUGUCAGCGUUGUGUUAGAGAGGAUAAAACAGCAGAGGACACAGAUCAUGUGGAGAAAAUCUUGCCAUCCAGCUACAGUCAUCUACUUUGUCAUCAUGAACUGCUGGAAAUGUCAGGAGAUAUUGAAAACUUUAGAGCGGCUAUUAAAUUGCAGAUGACUUCUGAGGAGGAGGUCCAAAAGUGGUUGGAGGAUUUCCAGAAAUCCUCAGCUUUAACAUGGAGAAAAUCCAGGACAUACCCUGACUCUGGACGCUACAACAAAUACAGAGUGGAUCUGAGAUGCCAGCACAAAACAUACACUUCAUCAUCCAAGACGACCAAAAAUACCAACUGCCCUGCCACCAUGUUUCUGAUUCUCAAGAGAUUUAUGUAUGAAAGAAAGUCCAGAUCAGGAGACCCACAUAUUGAAGAGGGCUAUUUCCUUCAUGUGAACUUGAGGAAUGAACAUAAUCAUAGACUGAACACUACUGAGGUCAUGAGGUGGAGAGAUGUGUCAAAUGACACCAUUGAAAAGCUACAACAGCUCUACAAAAGCGGUCACUCUCCUUCAUCUGCACUAAAGACUAUUAAAUACAACCUGCAUGAAGAGGAAGGCGAUAACUAUAUUUAUGCGGAUCGAUCCAUCUGCCCAGACCUUCAGUUCUGCUACAGAUUAUACCACAAGCUUUUUCAGAAAGCAUGUGCUGGACCUGCAGGGAAGGCCAUUUCAGACGAGCUUUUUAAACCCUUAGAAUUGGAACAAUCAUGGGAGACAACGGCAGUGACAGGUGAAUAGGAACAAAUUUCAUGCACCUGCCGAAAUAAGACAAUAGUUGUCUAUGAAGAGAUAUUAUAGAAAAGAUUUCACAACAUUGUGAAAAGAAAAGAUCCAAACACUGUAUAGAAGCUAUUAAAUCAAUAAGCCUUAAAAAGCUUGGCAUGAACAUCGUGAAACCUAAACAUUACAAGAAAUCAGUGUUUACCCCAUUUAUUUUAUAUUUUUGGUAUUGAUGUGCACAAUUCAACAAUGCACAUUAUUCUAAAAGAGAAAAGGUUUUUAGUUUGUAAUUUUGAUCACAAUGUAAUAGCUGGCUCCAUUCAGGUAUGAAACUCCCACUUUUCACCAUGCAGUCAGUUGACUGAAUAAAAAUCAAGUCCCACCCUACAUUUUCCCCCUUCAUUGAAUGUUGUUUCAGUUUGCUGUCAUGUUAUGACUUUAUAUAACUGAACCUAUGCUGCCCACCAUAUAUUUCAAAGUGCCCAGACACCUGUAACUGUUACCUUUUAACAACCCUAUACAAACAGAAUGUGUUUCUGAUGUCGUCAUUGUCCAAACCCAUGUAAUGUGAAUGAGCAUUACUGUUUUUAUGUCAUAUAU
Messenger RNA from Cyprinus carpio (common carp), 1371 nucleotides. RefSeq lists its product as uncharacterized. The transcript has 6 exons. The coding region runs from base 1 to 789 and encodes 262 amino acids. The record is from RefSeq and is a predicted model, not a curated record. NCBI's taxonomy places the organism in Eukaryota, Metazoa, Chordata, Actinopteri, Cypriniformes, Cyprinidae.